This is a messenger RNA of Stylonychia lemnae, 798 nucleotides long. The record is from the annotation of a GenBank genome assembly. NCBI's taxonomy places the organism in Eukaryota, Ciliophora, Spirotrichea, Sporadotrichida, Oxytrichidae.
AUGACUGAAACUUCAGAUUCACCAAUGAAAAUAAGAGGCCUUUAAUCAACAAUAAUUGCUUUGCUUGCAUCUUUGAUAUUUUACCUUUAUGUGUUCAGUAUUUUCGUUGUGAUUUAGUAUCUAAUCCCAGUUUAAGACUGUUUCGAUUACACAAUGAACCUGAUGAUAUUCAAAAACUUCAAAUUUGAGCUAUCAAUCUCAAUUCUAUUAGUGAACUUAAUAAUAUUUUUCAUUCAUGGAAUGACAUCUCUAAUGAUUGCUCAUGAUUAAUUUUGUGUGCUUGUAGAUGAAAUUUAAACAGAAUCUUUGACUUAACACGUUAAAAAGUUGAAUAGAGAUUCUGAUUCCAGCUAUAUCAAAGAUCUACUUUUGAAUAGAGGCCAAUAAUCUCCAUAAUUUGAUGAAAAUAGAGCACGUGAGUUUUAAAGAAAAAAUUUACUGUCUCUUGUUAGCGUCGGAACUAAGCGUUAUUGGAUGACAUAUAUUGGCAUAACAAGUGAGAAGAGAUAGAAGCUUACAGUUAUCUUGUUUUUAAUAAAUUUGAUUGUCAUAGUAACUUAGGUUGAAGUUUAAAUUUUGAUAAAUAUAUUGGGAUCUACUCUCACACCUAUGAUUAUAUAUGUUAUUCCAGGGUAUUUGUAUUACAUUGAGAAAAAAAAUUAGCUUAUUUAUGGUUCGUAAACGAAACUAUGUAAUGGAGGUAGAAUAGCUUAUCUAUUUUCAUUAUUUGGGGUCUUCUUGAUAUUAAUCUAUUGCACUUGUAUCCUUUAUAAUUUCUACGAAGGUCGUUAAGAUUGA